CAGAUUCAACAAGGGCGGCGGAUUUUGUUUUUCCGUCAAGAUCGAGAGGCGUGCGAGAGCGUCCAUCCCUUCCUCUAAGGGCCCAAACAGCACCCAUUUCCUCGUCGUUCAGAGCUCGACCGGCACCACUCGAUCCUCGACGUCACGCCUUCCGGUCAAGGAUAAUCACUGCUACUGCUGCAACCAAGAAGUUCAGGGUUAGAGGAGCUCACUCAUGCCUAAAUUCUCAUGAGUGCUGAAACUGUAAUUCAUAGUGGUGGAUGCCACUGCGGGCAUGUCAGGUGGCAGGUUGAGGCAUCACCAAGUGUUGUUGCAUGGAGUUGCAACUGCUCUGACUGUUCCAUGAGGGGCAACGUUCACUUUAUUGUACCAUCUGCCAAAUUCAAGCUUAUUGGAGAUUCCGAGAAGUUUCUUACUACCUAUACCUUUGGCACACACACAGCCAAGCAUACUUUCUGCAGAGUCUGUGGCAUAACCUCUUUCUACUUCCCAAGAUCAAAUCCUGACGGUGUUGCUGUGACAUUUAAGUGUGUUGACUCUGGUACACUCAGACAUAUCGAAAUCAGGUGUUUUGAUGGAAGAAACUGGGAGAAGUCCUAUGAUCAAAGUUCCGUAUCAUCAUUUUCCAAAUUGAGUGGUGAAAGCCACCACCAUCAGUAAUUGGGUUUUGAUGAACAAGCAUGCUGAUUGGGAUCCUAGUUGGCUCUCGAGGAUUUGAAAUAUCAGAUCACUAUUGUUUAAUGUUUAGCUUGUCGAGAGUUCUUAUGUCGUUUUGUGAAAUUGAGAAAGAUUAUCAUUAAUCAUGAUUGUCGUACUCAGGUUUCCGUCUAAUGUGUUCUCUGGUAUUCUCACAUAUGUCAGCAUUUGAAUGGGAGAAACUGGGAGAGUAGUAUGUUGUAUUAUGUUGUGUUUGCUUUUAUAGUUUGAUGAUGAGAGCCUUUUUAUUUUAUAGUUGUGUAUAUUUGUCUUGAUCUUUUAAUAGGGCAUCCAAACAGGCUGUACACCAUUAGUGAA
Molecule: messenger RNA, 1014 nt
Organism: Phoenix dactylifera (date palm)
Lineage: Eukaryota; Viridiplantae; Streptophyta; Magnoliopsida; Arecales; Arecaceae
Product: carbon-sulfur lyase
Molecular function (GO): carbon-sulfur lyase activity
Source: RefSeq, a predicted model, not a curated record